Raphanus sativus (radish) is the source of this 564-nucleotide messenger RNA. RefSeq lists its product as uncharacterized. The coding region runs from base 139 to 405 and encodes 88 amino acids. NCBI's taxonomy places the organism in Eukaryota, Viridiplantae, Streptophyta, Magnoliopsida, Brassicales, Brassicaceae. The transcript is spliced from 3 exons. The record is from RefSeq and is a predicted model, not a curated record.
UUGCAAAACAACAUUGAACCUGCGAGAGCUCUGAUCAAACAUUAGCUUAAGUAGGUCACCUCGUCGUCGCUGGCCUUGAGCAGAAGAUCAGAGAGAGCAGGAACGAUAAACAGAGAGCAAUCCGGCGCUUCUUACACGAUGAAAGAUGAUUACGAGGUUGAUGAGAAGAAACAAGCUGCAGCUGAUGUAUUGUUUAGUUAUUCCAAGUUUGCUAUGGCCUGCAUCGGUAACCAGACUCGUCCUUCCGACAUGAGGUUGCAUCUCAUGAAGGAGAUCUCGGGACUGCCAACGUCUCUGAAGAGAAGAGAAGCUUCUAGAGCUGCAACCUCUCCUGAUCCACUCGGCGAAUCCUCCAGCUCUGGUACCGCCAGGCUUGAUAAAGUUGAUAGUUUCAGAGCUCUUUGAUUUUCUUUUUUCUUUUUCUUCUUUUAAUAGUUCCAGGCUUGUUUUUUUUUUGCCCCCUUUUGAUAGUGUUAUUACUCUAAUGUAAUUCCCAUUGUGUGACUGAGAAAUAAAAUCUUAUGCUUCUACUACUUUGAAAUAUAUAUAUAACCUUUUCAGACA